Hippoglossus stenolepis (Pacific halibut) is the source of this 5681-nucleotide messenger RNA. RefSeq names its product exocyst complex component 4 (gene exoc4). Gene Ontology annotation, cellular component: growth cone membrane; synapse; exocyst. The record is from RefSeq and is a predicted model, not a curated record. The transcript has 20 exons. Gene Ontology annotation, biological process: Golgi to plasma membrane transport; exocytosis; chemical synaptic transmission. Lineage: Eukaryota; Metazoa; Chordata; Actinopteri; Pleuronectiformes; Pleuronectidae. Bases 33 to 2975 code for a protein of 980 amino acids.
CUUCCUGUUUGGGUGCCGCAGCUGGAGUAAAGAUGGCAGCUGACACAGGGAGGUACAGGAGUGCUGUGAGCAAAAACAAAGACCCCUCCGGUCUCCUCAUCUCUGUCAUAAGGACCCUGUCCAGCAGCGACGAUGUGGAGGACAGGGAGACGGAGAAGGGGCGUCUGGAAGAGGCCUUUGAGACGUGCGACAGGGAUCUCGACGAGCUGAUCGUUCAGCAUUACGCAGAGCUCACCACGGCCAUCAGGACCUACCAGAGCAUCACAGAGCGCAUCACCAGCUCCCGCAACAAGAUCAAACAGGUGAAGGAGAACCUCCUCUCCUGUAAGAUGCUUCUUCACUGCAAAAGGGACGAGCUGAGGAAGCUGUGGAUCGAAGGCAUCGAGCACAAGCACGUCCUCCAGCUGCUGGAUGAAAUUGAAAGCAUCAAGCAGGUGCCUCAGCGGCUGGAGACCUACAUGGCGAGCAAACACUACCUUCAUGCCACAGAUAUGCUGGUGACAGCCGUGGAGUCCUUGGAGGGGCCCUUGCUGCAGGUGGAGGGGCUCGGAGAUCUGCGGUUGGAGCUCCACAGCAAGAAGCUCAACAUCCACCUUGUGCUCAUCGAUGAGCUGCACCGACACCUCUACAUCAAGUCCACAAGUCGCCUGGGACUCAGGAACAAGGACAAGAAUGCUGCUCGCCUCCCAGGGUCUGCUGCCAAAGACACAUCUCCCAUGCCUGUGUUGGAUGUCAGCAGUCUGUCCACCCCCCGCAAGCUUUUGGAUUCCUCGCAGUUCAGCACCCCUGGAUCCAGCAGUGUGCGUGAGGACGGGCGAGAGCCGAACCAAGCCGACCUCCCUGAAGUGGAUCCAGAGGAGAACAGUCCUGAGUUCAUGGGCAUCCUCAUCAAGGCUCUGGCCAAGUUGAAGAAAGUCCCAGAAACCAUCAAAGCCAUAAUGGAGCGUCUGGAACCUGAACUGAAACAGAUCGUCAAGAGGUCCACCACUCAGAUAGCUGACCAUGCUUAUCAGAGAGGCGAAACCCUGGCCCAGGAGUGCCAGCCGAGGCUGCUGCUGGAGCUGCUGGAGCUCCUGUUUGAUAAGUUCAAGGCAGUGGCUCAGGCGCACAGCGUGGUGCUGGCCCACCUGCAGCACAUCGCGGUGCAUUGCCCGGGAGGGGCCCAGAAAGAGGGUAUCAAGCUGUACGAGCAGGCGGACGUCUCUGCCAAGAUCCAGACGGUGCUGCAGGGUCUGCUGAUGGAAUAUCUUGAUGUGAAGAACAGCCGGAGUGCUACAGAGCCAUCGGCUCAGCUCUCCUACGCCAGCACGGGCAGUGAGUUUGCUGCCUUUUUUUCCAAGAAGAAGCCACAGCGUGCCAAGCAGUCUCUUUUCAAGUUUGAAUCGUCUUCCCAUGCCAUCAGCAUGAGUGCCUACUUGAGAGAGCAGAGGCGAGAACUCUACAGCAAGAGUGGAGAAUUACAAGGUGGAGCCGAUGACAACUUGAUCGAAGGGGGAGAGAUGAAGUUCGUGUGUAAGCCAGGAGCGAGGAACAUCACUGUGAUCUUCCAGCCUCUUCUCAGAUUCAUUCAGGAGAUAGAGAUGAACAUGGGGCCAGGCCAGGCCAAGCAGUGCCAGCUCCGAGCUUUCCUCACCUACUACAUCAACGACCUCUUUCUCAACCAGGUGCGGACAGAGAUCAACAAGGACAUCGAGACAGUGAGCAAGACGGCCGACCCCUUGAAGAUCCUUGCCAGCGCCGAUACCAUGAAGGUUCUGGGCGUCCAGAGACCCCUGCUGCAGAGCACAGUGGUGGUUGAGAAGUCCAUCCAGGACCUAAUGAACCUAAUGCAGGACCUGAGUGCCUAUUCCAACCAGUUCCUGGAAAUGGUCUGCGACAAGCUGAAGGAGUACAAGGAAAUCUGCAACACAGCCUACAGGGCCGUCGUCCAGUGUGAGGAGAAGCUGACCAUCAGUGCCUCCUGGUCUAAAGACGAGGACAUCAGUCGUCUGCUCCAGUCCCUCCCCAACUGGGCCAACAUGACCCAACCCAGACAGAACCGACAGAAGAGAGAGGAUGAAGAGGACUUUACCCGAGUUGCUUUCGCGAAGGAGUCGGAGGUGCUGACCGGUAACCUCGGAGACAAGCUAAUCCCCCAGAAUGAGAUCCUUCGUGACGUCAGUGACCUCAAGGCCCUGGCCAACCUUCACGAGAGCAUGGAGUGGCUGGCCGGUCGUCUCAAGACCUUCUUCGCCAACCUGCCUCAUGCUUCCAGUGUGUCUCCCUGCUCUGGAGACAGUCAGGUGGUUGGUGAGAGUGAACGCAGCCGGGAGCAGAUCCUCCAGACCCUGACUGACUUGUCCAGGGCCUUUCAGGACAUUUCCGACCGCUGUCUCCUGGUGUUGCACCUGGAGGUCAGGGUGCACUGUUUCCAUUACCUGAUCCCCCUCACCAAGCAAGGGAAUUAUGCCAUUGUGGCCAAUGUGGAGAGCAUGGACUAUGACCCACUGGUGGUCAAACUGAACAAGGACAUCUCGGCCAUAGAGGAGACCAUGGGGGCUGCCCUGCAGCAGCACAAGUUCCAGUACAUUUUUGAAGGUCUGGGUCAUCUGAUCUCCUGUAUUCUCAUUAACGGGGCCCAGUACUUUAAGAGGAUCAACGAUACUGGCAUCAAGAAGAUGUGCAGGAACAUCUUUGUCCUCCAGCAGAACCUCACCAACAUCACCAUGUCCAGGGAGGCCGACCUCGACUUUGCCAGGCAGUACUAUGAGAUGCUGUACAACGCCGCGGACGAGCUGCUGAACCUGGUGGUGGACCAGGGCGUCCGCUACACGGAGCUGGAGUACAUCAACGCCCUGUCCUUGCUCCACCGCAGCCAGACGGGCGUCGGGGACCUGAGCACUCAAAACACCCGGCUGCAGCGGCUGAAGGAGAUCAUCUGUGAACAGGCGGCCAUCAAACAGGCCACCAAGGACAAGAAGAUCACCACAGUGUAGUGAGGAGAGCAGGUCGGGGCUCAGAGGGGCGAAGCCUGAGAGGGAAGAACUGUACAUUUUUCAUAUAACCUGUGCUUUACAUGGUUUUUUUUCUUUGCUCAACUCCUUCUGAUCUGUUUAUCAGGGCCAUGUGUGGGUCAAGUGCUCAAGAGUGAGAAAUGAUGGAAAGAGGACAUUUAAGAACUAACUUGUUUGUGUGUAGACUGAGAUCGGGAUGUGCGUGAAAUCUGUUGUUCUUCGAGACACGAACUCCAGAGAAUGUCCGCACAAUUGGGUCCAGACUUUCUCCGGAGUUUCAUACAUGAAUAACGCAGCAGUAGAUCCUCCACUCAGAUCUCUGCAGCGUUCAGGGCAAGGGGGGAGGGGGGCGCAGCAACAACCACACCGACUUCGGCCCUCAUCACCAAAAUCUCUCCCGACAUCUUCGUUGGUGUCUUCUACAUGUGUGGCACCGCUUUUUCAUCCUGUGAUAUUCGUUUUCGCCCACUCGCUCUCUGGAUAGUCUGCCGUGUCCUCACAUUGGCGAGACUCCGGAGUAAGUCCGGAGCCUCUGACUCGGACGUUUGCGUCCUCACAUUCAUCCCCUUCAGAGAAUGUCAGGAGAAUAUACAGGGUUCAUGUCUGAAAGCAGCUUUAAGGUGAUGAGACACAUCGUAGUCGGGCGGCUGACACAUAUACUUUUUUCCCAAACUCUGCAGAUUAUAAUAUAUACUAUAUAUGCAGCAGUGUCUCCCUCUAAUUGGGAAGUGAGCUGACAACCAACUACAGACUUUCCAAGUCCAGCUCCUUGUAUAUCUAUAUCAUAAGGUAACCUAUAUCGUCACGACUCCUAACAGUCCCCCCCCCGCUCGCCGCGACAAUGACUGCGGCUCCAGAAUGAAAAGGCGAUUGUCUUGGACACUCACCCCAAACUUAGGCCCGCUAUCUCAUCUCAUUUUCCUAUUAGAUCUAAACUGCUGCUCUCAAUUACACCUCUAUGUCUCCUCUCCUGGCAGCCCCAUGGGCCCACUGAUUCUGUCUGCAAUAACAGAUGCCAGAUUAGGCUGUCUGAAUGAGGCCACAUCUUCCGCCUGCUUGCCAAUUUGGGUCGGUCCCUGAAGAAUUCCCGUAGCGGAGAAUGGUGUCGUAUCUACGGCUGUUAUAAAAAUCUGUCUUUUGUUUUUCGUACAGUUUGUGCAGUUCUGUGGCUGCAGUGUGAAAAGUUCUUCGCCGAUUGAGAGACUCUGUAACUUAAGAUAUUUGUUUUUUGCUAAUUUCAAUUUCAUGCCCAAGAAAUAAUAUUUCAAGUCCAGCACACCGCAGUUUCAUGAUUUACACAUUUCUACAUUAAUCAAUGAGUUUUCAUUUUCAUCCUUUAUACAUUUCUCAUUAUUUAAUUUCGCGUACAUUUUCAUCAGCCGUACUCGCUCUAUAAACCAAAACAAAGCCAUUCUGACUCUUUAUUUUGUCAUCACCACCAGCUGGGCUUUACCCUUUUAAAGUGAACUAAACACAUAAACUCCAGAGACGAUCACACAUCAUUCCCCUCCCAGCGAAAAAAGCCCUCCCUGUUCUUACUUCAUUAACUUGAGAGAGAAGUACUUAACGAGAGCAGGAGAGGGAACUGGGAGUGUUGUCAAUACAGCGCGGGCCCAGCGCUGGUCUCCCUGAAGCCCACGGAGCAAUCCAUCAUAAUGACACAUCGGCCGGGAUCGAUGGGAAAACAACGGUGAAGCUGCGGAGGGGUUCGCCCACACCACUCCGACACACGUACACACUGUGUGAAAUCUAAAAUCUGCUUGCUCGGCUGUUCACUUCACAGCUACUUUUGUAAUGUUAUACAUGAGGAACUUUAAUACAAUGUUAACUAAGUGUGUCGUGUCACCGCUAGCGCACACACAGAAGUCCAGAAGGCUUCUGUAUUGGGGAGACUGACUGUAUAUAAAGAUGGAUGACGCUUCUCCACUUCCUUCCUGUUGUGCAAAACUGAAGUAAAAUAAUGUUCUUCAUACAGCUGGCGCCAUUUUGUGCUUGGGAUGUUGUUAGGAGAGGCAGUUUGAACAGUAAUGAGGAGCAGUGGUAUCGAGGGGCCUGCAGAUUCAUGCACUCGACCAAUCACGAGUCAGUCUCAGCUGUCAAUCAUGAUGUUUUAUAGCAACAAAUCACUAAUUAAAACCAACCUUACCAGAAACAUGAACUAUUCUACUAUCUAAAAUGUAUUUCAUGUGUACUUUGACUUUUUUAUUUUGGGCCAUGUCCCAUCUGCUAACAUGGAUAAUUUGGGGUUUAUGUCCUUGACUGUAGCCAGCCACCAGGGGGCGAUCCAAAUUAUUCGGCUUCACUUUUUAAGGAGCUGUCAUAUCAUCCAUCUGUAUCUACAGUCUAUGAUUAAACUCUACGUACAAUGAGUGAAAACCACUCCUGCUGUCCAAGCUUCUUUUUUUUUAAUUAAUGAGUGAAAUAUGUCAAAUGUAAUAAAGGUUCCAUUUCAUUGUUUUUCUUUUCAGCGCACCUUUAGUUUGCACAUCGGCUCUUUGUGUAAUUCAAAUAAGAAUGUGUUAAAUUCUUGACAUUUAUUUUUUCUGUCAGUCUUGAACAAGUCUAAACAUCUGUCUUGUUCGUCUGUUGUCAUCUUUAAAAAUGCUCUGAAAAGUUUGUCUACUCUAAAUCAAGCACGUGUGAUUUUCCUGUGCAUACACUGAGAAAUAAACCAUCCAAUCCCUGUCA